Molecule: messenger RNA, 2394 nt
Organism: Recurvomyces mirabilis
Lineage: Eukaryota; Fungi; Ascomycota; Dothideomycetes; Mycosphaerellales; Teratosphaeriaceae
Exons: 2
Coding region: 1-2394 (797 amino acids)
Source: RefSeq, a predicted model, not a curated record
AUGUCUCUAUGUCUUUGCCCUUGCGAUCCUCGCUGGUACGGCGUCGGCGACCCAAUCCACAAUCCGAUGCUUGCUGCAUCAUACGACUACCAUGGUGCACAACCAGCCUUCGUCCGCGCAGUGCCAUUUUUCAUCGAGGAUGAGCAGCUCCGUGCUGAAAUGGUCUCAGCUCUGUACGAUGUUGUCGAUCUCGUCACGCAAAAUGCCGCGGACCAAAGUGACACGUAUUAUACGGCCCUCAACUCACUGAACGGCUACGUUAGUGCUUUGUGGUACCAGAGCACGCUCCCAGUACCUCUCGAAGUCGCUGCAGGGCUGUCAUGGCAAGAUCGGUAUGCAGCCACUCUUGCCAUCUGCAUAGACCUCUUGAUCCGUAGCCAGCUACUAUUCGACGCCCAACCACAUUCUGGAGUCUGGAGGACGAUCCAGGACCUUGAUCGCCAAGCCGACAGUCUACUCGUCACUGGUGACUUCGCGCAACCUCUGUCUACUGUCACAGCCCCGGAGAUCACUUCCAAUGCUCCUCCGCACGAAGUCGUGACUUCUUCAAGCACGCAGCCGCAGCGUCCUGGUCUUUCAAUCCUGCAACCUGCAGAAUCUGGUGUACAGAGUGAGCCUUCAGGCAUGAAAACGAUGACGGAAGUACCGACAAUCAGCACUACCCUAACCAUCGGCUCUGGUACUGACUGGAUCGAUCACUUCGACGCUCGCCACUUGCAGAUCAACGGAGUCGAAACGAUCAAGCUCCUGCACCCAAUUCAACAAGCUAGCAUAGCCAAGCAUCAGGCUGUUCUCCUGCAGCAGCUUGCGCGCAAGGUGUCCAUUGGUGUCAUGAGCAAGAAAUACGGACCGUCCACGUCGGUGCAACAUAGAGCAGCUAAGCAGACUGUUGACACGGUGAUUGGCGAGCUGCGGAGGCGAGACGCCGAAGUACCGCACGAAGCUGGUCAAUUACAGAAGCUGCGCACCUCUGGUCCUGGCUUAGUACCUAUACGUGCAUCUACAUACGGAUUUCAGCCUGCCCGUCAGUCAUCGUUCGCUGGUGAGGGCCCGUCGAGCUUCCGGACACAGUCUAAAUAUGGAUCCGGAACUCACCGCCAGUCAUCGUUUACUGGGAACAGGAUUUCCAGUCUUAGACGGCGCGGUGGCUCCUUACAGCCCACCGAAACUGGCAUGACACCGAGCUAUCCAGCUCACAUUGGUCCACGUGUCUCCAGCUUCCGGCAAGGAAGCCAGAUCGACAGAGUACCUCGCACCAUUUCGACCCAAGGCAGGGGGGCUGGUGGAACGACUCCAUUGUUAGGUGGUGCCUGUGGAUAUGGUCAGCACGCUGGCUCGCAAGCCGGUCUGUCGAGAAGUACACUGCGGGCGCCCUCGACUAAUCGUAGAUCAAGCACCACAGGACAGGUCACCUCUGACUACACCAAGGAGGUCUGCCAGCUCGGGACGGGCCAGCUAUAUUCGGAAUGGAUGUACUCUGGCUCCGGGCUAGAGGUUAAGAUCAACCAUCCUGUGUCCCUGAGCGAUCUGCCUGGCACCCUCGAGGAGAAGCUGGUGCCCGGAAUGAAGAGGGCACUAGUCGAUCGUAACGCCAAGAUCACUAAGACGGAACUCGAAGACCUCGAAGUAGCCAAAAAGUUCUACGCUCGCGGCGAGACGAUCAAGGUUUUUACGACCUGGCUUGAGGGGAUUGACGUAGCCAAGUCCAAAGUUGCCACGCAGGCUAUGGCCGAUUUCGUGACGACUGCGGACCGCGACAAUGUGGCAGAACGUUUUCUCAACCAGAUAUCCGGGGCCGGGCUAUCCGCUACCGAAUCUGCGACCAUUGCGGACCGCAUUUGUGGAGGCGAGAUAGACGAGCUUGUGGCCGAGCAGGUGCACAAGGAUAAACGUUCUUCUUUCCAUGCGCAAGGCCUGGAACCCAGGGGCAAGGGCCGAGCUGUCUCCUUCAUGGCCGAUGGCGCGAGCUCCACAUCUCUCGAGGAUGGACUGUUUAGAGAUGCCGGCAUCUUUGGAGAUCUUGAUACAACAGAUGACCGCGAUGCUGUCACUGCCGUGACAGAACGUCUUGGUGAUGACUACAUUGCAGCCUUCCCAAAUGCCAGUCGUGUAGACACUCUCGAGGCAGCGCAAAAGGCUCUUGCUGAGCAGCUGAGUGCGGCAUGUGCCGAUGUGCCACCUCAGUCAGUGCCCGAAGACGACUUUGUCGAUGCUCCUGCUCACCUCGACAUCAAAAAUUCAUCUGCCAGCCAGCCGACCAUGCACGAGGAUCUGGCUCAGCGUGCCGCUGCCUCCACAGACGAUGUCUCGGACAAAGCAGAGGCCGCGAGCGAUGUCGGCGGCCUCAAGGAGUCCGAUGGUGGUGCCACUGCUGGUGGCGCCAAGGCAGAAUAG